AGUUUAUAUAAAACCAUUUGAGGGAUUGGAUCAUCUUUUCAGCCACAGAGGGACAAAUCACAAAUAUUGCGCACGCUGUGCAUUCCUACCCCGAGUGUGUGUUGUUUUCGUCGAUUUUGUUCAUUAUUUUUUUUCGGUCGUGUAUUUUAAUCAGUUUUUUUGUCGUAAACGAAUUUUAAUUAUUUCUUGGAAGAAAUCUCUUCCGCGCCAUUUCAAAUUGAUCGUGUUCUCGAUUUUAGUGUUUUAUCAAGCAAAGUUUAUAGUCUGAUCGAGUAUUUUGUGCUGAUAGAUUCGAUAUCUUUUAUUCGAUAAUUGGUAAUCUGAAGGAACUGAAAUGCAAGAAGCGUUGUUUCCAAGUGAUCAAGUCAUUUUAUUUGAAGUUCGAAACUGAAGUAAUUUUUGUUUGGUUAAAAUUUUGAUAAGUGCAUUUGUCAAUCGAUUCAAAACAUUAAUUUGAAAGAAAAGAUUUGCUUGUAAAAAAAAGAAGAACAAUGGAGACCUGUGUGUUAAUACCACAAGAGUUGUCGUUGGCUGUGACAGCAGCCGGUGCCCGUAAUUCAGGCGAACAAUCUAUAUCCGUAUGGUCCUCAACGAGGAUCAAGCAAGGUGAACUGUACUACCCAUUUCAAGGGACCGUACGCAUUGACAAACUCAACAUCUAUUCAUAUGUUGAAAAUGAAGAUAUUCGCCACAGAUUUGGUUUGUACGAUGAGAUUUCUAUUUCGAAUGGCUUUCGUGUACGUCACUGCAAUUGGAUCCGAUUUUUGAGGGUGUCUAAAACAUAUGGACCACAGGUCAAUGUAGUUUGUGCAAAAGUAAACGGAGAACCAGUGUAUGAAAUACACAGACCGAUUGCUGCACAUCAAGAAUUAGUCGUAUAUUAUUUGGCCGAACGGCCAGAAGAAUUGCUUUUUGUUCACAUGAGAAGCACACUCUACCGACGAACAAUGGAUUCAAUUUUGGAAGAGUCACCGCUCGAUUUAUCGAUGUCAUUAUUAUCGCGUGUGAUGCUGCCCAUCAGUCCGCCGUCGGGUGGUGAAGACGAGCACAAAUCCGUGUCAGGCGAAUCACUAACAUCAUCUUCAUCAGCGGCCAGCAGUGCUGGUGAUUUAAUGGAUACAUCGAUCACAAUGCCGCGCACAUCACCGAAAGCCCGACCGACACGAGGCGAACGAGCUCUUCUACCAUGCGAAGUGUGCGGCAAAGCAUUCGAUCGUCCUAGCUUGUUGAAGCGACACAUGCGAACACACACCGGUGAAAAGCCUCACGUUUGUGCAGUGUGUGGUAAAGGAUUUAGCACGUCGAGCUCGUUGAACACACAUCGACGCAUACAUAGCGGAGAGAAGCCACACCAGUGUCAAGUGUGUGGCAAACGAUUCACAGCCAGUUCGAAUUUAUACUACCAUCGCAUGACUCACAUUAAGGAAAAACCACAUAAAUGCAGCCUUUGUUCGAAAUCCUUCCCAACACCCGGCGAUUUAAAAUCGCACAUGUAUGUGCACAGUGGUUCAUGGCCAUUCAAGUGUCACAUCUGUUCCAGAGGCUUUUCCAAACACACAAAUCUAAAAAAUCAUCUAUUUUUACACACCGGUGAUAAACCGCAUUCCUGUGAAUUGUGCCUCAAAAAAUUUGCACUUGCAUGCAAUUUGCGAGCACAUAUGAAAACACACGAAGGUGAACCACAAGAAGAAUGCGUUCGCUGUGGUAAAAUGUAUAUUUUAUCUGGCGAUUUAAAUAAAGGUGCAUGCGGUAAAUGCCUAGGAGUUCCAACCAGAGAUCAAUUGAAAUCGACACCGUUUCGAUCGUCAGGCGAAUCAUCGGGCACAGAAGAAGAAGACGAAGAAGAAGAAGAAUUGUCGAACGAUAUUCCGUGAUUAAUGAAAAUGAAGACAGAAAAAUCAACCGAGACACACACAGACACACCAAACAUAACAUAGCUCAACACAGCACAUCGUGAUCGGUCGGUGAUUUGACUUAUGACCAUUCGUCGUAUCAUCGUUUGAGUUUUUGAGUUUUCCAUUGCAUUUCAUACGCACACACGCCCGUCAUGCAUCAUCCCAUAUUAUUUUCAUCUCGGUUCUUUCUUUUUUUGAGACGAGCGCACACACAAACACAACAACUACAACACAAAAUAUUUAUCAUUUAUUUGCAUAUCAUAUUUUCUCUCUCUCUCUCUCUCUCUCUUUAUCUCCUCAAACAUAUACUCGUAUCCAUUUCAAUACCAAAUGAAUUCGAUCAUAAUUUUUAUUUGCUAACGCACGAUAUCACUCGUAAGUAAUAAUAUGGCACUAAAGAAUCAAAUCAUAUCAUAGUUUGUAAGGGGUUUCCAUGUUUCAUCUCCCAUUCGAUCAAUCCAUUUUGAAAGUGGACAUCGACAAAUUGCGAAUCUUGUACAUACAUAUCCAAUCUUUUGAUCCAACGAAAAGCAUCAUACGAUGAAUAAAUUUAUUGCUAUCAAAGACAUUUUCGCUUUUCUUAUACGCAUAACCCUGCUGUCCUUUUAUGGUUAGUUUAACGUUUUCUAAUAUCAAAGACUGUAUAAUCAUUUGAAUUGGUUUGCUUUCACUCGCUCGAAUGAAUCAAUCACUUAAACACUAAAACAUUCCUUAUUAAAUCCGUCCAAAAAUGACAUUCAUUCCGGAGGUCCAUGGUCUUUUUGAGAGUUUCAUUUAACCCUUAUCAAGUCUCAUUUACUCACACAUCCAUGUUUGUCACCCUUUUAUUUUCUAAUUAGUGGUUAAGUUUAUUUAUAUAUUUCAUAAACCGUCCAAAAGAAUAUUUCCCCUUGAUAUUUACGUCACAUUCAGUUUAUAGUCACCCAAAUAAUUAAGAAACUGAAACAAUCUCCGUUCGUCUAUUCUCACCUUUUUGAAUAACGCGUCGAAAAUUGACUAUUUUCAUAAUAAUGCUGAACAGAAGGAAUUGAACUGCCGAGAGCUCAAGGUGCGAUUUCAGUGUUAAUAUGAAAAUAAUCAGUUGUUUGGCAUUUUUUACCAUUUUGGUAUCCAUGAGAAUUAUUGAAGCUAUUUUUUUGUUUGUUUAAUGCUGUAAAUAUAUGAAGGAUUAUUUGUGUACCUAAAAUAUCGUAAUGAUGUAAGCAGAUACAAUUUAUUUUAAGAAUCAGACUUGAUGAAUAUCUUUACACUUAACUAAGCACAAUACAAGAAACAAAAGAAAACCGAACGCUGUACAUUAUUUUAUCAAUCCGCAAGUAUUAAAAAUUCGAG
This is a messenger RNA of Sitodiplosis mosellana (orange wheat blossom midge), 3227 nucleotides long. RefSeq names its product zinc finger protein 672-like. The record is from RefSeq and is a predicted model, not a curated record. The transcript is spliced from 8 exons. Gene Ontology annotation, cellular component: nucleus. NCBI's taxonomy places the organism in Eukaryota, Metazoa, Arthropoda, Insecta, Diptera, Cecidomyiidae. Bases 492 to 1874 code for a protein of 460 amino acids.